AUGCACGAUCAGAACUGUGCCAUUUCCGUACGUGCGCGCCCCGCCCCGCCCAUCCUGUCCCUAUUCACACCGCACUUCUAUUUUUCCUUUUUUCAAUUUCCUUUCACCGACUGUUGUAGUUCCGACUGUUGCCUCUUAUUGUUCUUCGUUCUCUUCUUUGCGCUUUCACCGUUGUGGCGAGCCGUCUGCGGCCCCUUCGUCGAUCCCCCUCUCCUUCUCCUGCCGCACACGACGCGGUGCCGGUGCGUAUUCGUGCGGUGUAGAGAGGCGGGGCUGAGGUGGGGACGGCGCCGACUCGCUUCUCGCGAUGCGUGCGGUUUUCUUUUUCGGCCCAAGUCGUUUGCUCGGACAGCAUCGGCGCGUUGGCGCUCAACAACGUCCUUCCUUCGCCGCUCUUAUCUCUCCAGCCCCCUGCCUCCCUGUUUCGCACUAUAUCCGCAAGCAACAGAUGCAUAUCCACUGCACUUGACAGUCAAGAAAGGAGAGGGAGAGCACUUGAAAAGGAUGUGUCGCACAGGUAGAAUCCUUUUUUUUCUUUUGGAAAAAGUAUUUCUUCUCUGUUGA
Leptomonas pyrrhocoris is the source of this 564-nucleotide messenger RNA. RefSeq lists its product as hypothetical. The transcript has a single exon. NCBI's taxonomy places the organism in Eukaryota, Euglenozoa, Kinetoplastea, Trypanosomatida, Trypanosomatidae. The coding region runs from base 1 to 564 and encodes 187 amino acids. The record is from RefSeq and is a predicted model, not a curated record.